This is a messenger RNA of Coregonus sp. 'balchen', 1616 nucleotides long. The record is from the annotation of a GenBank genome assembly. NCBI's taxonomy places the organism in Eukaryota, Metazoa, Chordata, Actinopteri, Salmoniformes, Salmonidae.
AUGAAUUACGAAUUUGAGCGAGAGAGCGGUUUUAUCAAUAGUCAGCCGUCGCUUGCUGAGUGCCUGACAUCUUUUACCCCUGUGGGUGAUGCAUUUCAAAGUUCAUCAAUCAAGAACUCGACGCUUUCACAGUCGACACUGAUUCCUCCUCCUUUUGAGCAGACCAUUCCCAGCCUCAACCCGGGCAGCCACCCACGCCCCAGCCGGUCAAAGCAGAGUCUGAAUGGAGUCUGUAGCCCUCUGCCAGCCGCAUCCCUACCCCCGGAGUACCCCUGGAUGAAGGAGAAGAAAGCCUCCAAGAAAAACCACCAGACUACUGCCACAGCUACAACUCCCGACACUGCACCUCUUUACUUCUCUCCCCAAGGUAAGACAUGAUUGAUUAGCCUAUAUAUUGCCUCUAUUCUAUUUUAAUUAAAUUACAGUCUGGGUAGGUAGCCUAUUAGCCUAUCAAAAUGCAUAGGUCUGUCUGGUCUCAACAUUCUAAUUUGGGGCUAAUUCUCUCUCAUGACUUGCAGAAUAUCUAUUAGCAAAAGUUUAAUUAUUUGAGCAUUCUUAGUGGUCAAUGUGCUUGCUGACUGGUGAUGCGGUGGAAGAAUGUUAAUGUGUGACAGUAAUGGAGAGUGAUAGAUUACUCUUACUGCAGGCCGACCGACCGGCAGCUGGCAUGUUCAUUAAUCUUCAAGCCAGUCGGCCUGGUCCACGUAGACCCAUCAUAUUCUGCUACGGGCUCAUAAAUCGUCUCAGUGCCGUGUCUGUGCUCCCAUAAACCAUUUGCUGGGCGGCCCAGUAGAACCUUUAGAUUUUUUAUUUACCAACUGCCAUUUAUAUAUAUUUGUAUUCAAUCAUCAAUUGCUUUUUUGUAUGGGUUGAACAUUUCAAAUAUCUUUCAAUGUGUUUCAGGGUCGCCAGAGAUUGCAGAGAGUGGUGACGGGGGUUCUCGGAGGCUGAGGACAGCGUAUACCAACACCCAGCUACUGGAGUUGGAGAAGGAGUUUCACUUCAACAAGUACCUGUGCAGACCCCGGCGGGUGGAGAUAGCUGCUUUACUGGAUUUAACUGAGAGGCAGGUGAAAGUCUGGUUCCAGAACCGCAGGAUGAAGCACAAGAGACAAACCCACUGCAAGGAGAACCAGAACGGCGAGGGGACAUUCAAUAGUCUGGAGGACAGGGGAGAGGAGGACUUCGAACAGGCUGCUAACAAUGUAGGCCUACCCGCCGGCGCGCUUCUGGAGAGGGAAAGCUACUCUUUUCACCAAAAUACCUUAACUUCACAACAACAGUCUCAGAAUGCACACAAUCACAAUGGAGAUUCCCAAAGCUCAACUGCUUCGCCUUUAAACAGCGAUGACAAAAAUCUGAAAAAUUUUCCUAACCCGGCACCCACUGUUCCUAUAUGCGUGUCAACAAUAGGCCCGGACUGCGCAUCUGGCGGGGACAAUGCCCAUUCCCCGGCCCUGGACGUCUCUUUGCAGGACUUUCACGUUUUCUCAUCGGAUUCCUUCUCACCAAGUUUGUCAGAUUCUAUAGAUAGUCCAAUGGGUUUAUCAACUGAAGGUUUCGAUUUUUUCUCAGAAACGCUCACAACAAUCGACCUGCAACACUUGAGCUAUUAA